Molecule: messenger RNA, 2244 nt
Organism: Chelonia mydas (Green sea turtle)
Lineage: Eukaryota; Metazoa; Chordata; Testudines; Cheloniidae
Gene: FAM229A
Product: family with sequence similarity 229 member A
Exons: 2
Coding region: 1704-1925 (73 amino acids)
Source: RefSeq, a predicted model, not a curated record
CCAGGGCCUGCAAGGGUUGCAGCCCUGGACACUAGAUCAUUUUCCUGCCUAGACAAAGUCCCGUGAUGACGGGGCCAGCUGGGGUGGGACAUUUUAAAACUUUCAGCCCCUAUUAUGAUGUAACCUUGUGUUGCAUGGGUCAAAGGGGUUGGAUUUGCACCAAUCGGGGGGGCAGGCACCCCAAAUGGGCAGUUACUUAACCUGCCCACAACCUUGCACUGAGUCACUCCAGGCGCAGUGAUGGGAUAAAUCUCCAGAGACCUCUUGGUGGGGAUCGUGGGUAAGGGGCUCCUAUAGCAUAGCAUUACACAGGCUUUGGCAUAAUGAACAGACCCCAAAUAUUCCCCAGUCUGCUGCUGUAUUAUGACUAAAUGUGCAGAUCUGACCAAGUUUUCAAGACCGGAUCCAAGUGAAUUUGAGGGUGGGAGAAGGAGGGUCCAGACCAGACCUCAAAUGAAUACAAGGGCUGGGAUGUCUGUUUGUAUUGCAUAGUGCUUAACAAUACUAGCUAGCUCUCAUCUAGCACUUUUCAUCCAUAGACCUCAAAGCGCUUUACAAAGGUCAGUAUAAUUAACGUCAUUUUACAGAUGGGAAAACUGAGGCAGAAAGAGGGAAGUGACUUGUCCAAGAUCACCCAGCAACCCAGUGGCAGAACCAAGAAUUUAACUUGGGCCUUCUGAGACCUAGUCCAGUGUUCUAGCCAAUAGGCAACACUGUUUCCUUUCUCUAGGGAGCCUUUGUCCUGGGCAUUGCACAGACAUGGAACAAGUGACAGUCCCUGUCUCAAAGAGCUCACAACCUGAGUCUCUGAUCAGAUGGACCUGGUUGGUCAAACAAAUUGGCAGGAUGGCUUUAUUUGUUUAGUUUCAGUUUACAGGACAGGGUAAGAGUCCAGUGUGAGGGGCUACCCCAGAUCUCCCUCAAAACCCCACGUUGUAUCCCGAUGGGGAUCAGCUUCCAGGAGGGAGCAAAGAUCAACCCCAAAUACAUCUCUGAUCUGGGCACGGUCGAGGAAGGGCCCUCCUCGUCAUGAGACCCGGAGCCUUUUGGGGAAAACCUGGGGCCGGCAGAGGCAGUUCCUCUGUUCACCUUUACAGCAUGGUGGUGCUUUGACCCGAGUCUAGCCCUAGAUGAGAACUAGGUCAGUCUAUUGCUCUGAUACUGCUGUCCCUCAUGCUGACCAGUAUUGUCUCAUGGUUUCCUUGUGCUCCCCCAUCUGUCAUUUCUCGUGUUUUACUUUAGAUUGUAAGCUCGGUGAGGCAGGGCCUAGCUUUUUGUUCUGUAAUUGUACAGCACGUUGCACACAGUCCAGGACUGGGGCUCCUAGCUGCCACCGCAGUCCAAAUAAUAAAUCGUAAGUUAGAAGGCCUGGGCCUGAGUCUCGUGCCCGUGAGAAGGAAGAAGGUCGUACCCUGCCACUCACGGGUUGCAUUGUGAUGUCAGAGCAGCCCUUCCGUGUCACAGUGUAACAGCCUUCGUGCCUCCCACUGGCCCCCGUCACAUCUUGCCCUUUGCACUAGGCACUGCAGGCUGCCAGGUUUAUUCUUGGGAACCCUCUUGAGCCUUCAAGAGGUAAGCCUAGGCCAGAGAAGAGUGCAGCAGCUUGGGGCGGGGGUGGGCCUGAAAUCGUGGGCUCACCGGGCCCAGUCAUGCAGGUGCUGACCUUGGUCCUCCUUUUCCUCAGACAGGUCUGGGGCUAGGACAUGAGCUCCCAGGAGACCCCACAAGCUCGGAGAUUUCCCAUAGAGGCAGGAGAUUCUCCCAGCCUGGCAGCUGCUCCAGAGACCCAGGAGCCAGUUGCCACUGAGCACACUGCAGCAAGGCAGCUGAGAAGAUGCCCCGGGUGCCACUGCCUGACCCUGCCCAACGUUCCCAUUGACGUUUACAUUGCCAUGGGCGGGAACGGGAGGCCACGGACCACCUAACGGUUCGCCUGAGUUGGGCUCGAGUGCUGAGGCCGCCGAGCUGGUCACCCGAAACACCCUAACAGCUGGAGAACCGCAAAGGACGCCGCCGCCACACAAAACAGUGACGCACAUUUUAAUAAAAGGACAUCUUAGAAUGUUUCUGUGGGCGCCGUUCUUUGCUCGCUGUGCUGCCCUGGACUGCACCCAGAGAGCAGGAGUUCUCCCAUCUUCCUAUGGGAUCGCCUCGGCCCCCUCACUUGCAGAGGGGUCACAGCAAAACAAGCCAUUCGGGCCAGGUUUGCAGAACGGGGUCACUGCAUUACCCCUCAGCCCAGCA